Messenger RNA from Acanthopagrus latus (yellowfin seabream), 4452 nucleotides. It is a transcript of the gene tnxba, whose product is annotated as tenascin XBa. The coding region runs from base 272 to 3994 and encodes 1240 amino acids. The transcript has 15 exons. NCBI's taxonomy places the organism in Eukaryota, Metazoa, Chordata, Actinopteri, Spariformes, Sparidae. Gene Ontology annotation, molecular function: protein binding. The record is from RefSeq and is a predicted model, not a curated record.
CACUCUCCUCCUUUCUAGUGGUGGUCCUUUCUCUCACCUCUUCCCACCCAGAUAACAUCCAGCAAGUCCGUGUGAGCUUUUCAGAUGGAGGGAGCGACACAAAGACAGAGAUAAAGCCAACAACUCGAUCAUUUUUCAGGAGAGACCUGGCACAAUCCUCUUUGCAAGUGGUCAGAAGAAAUACAGAGGAAGGAGUUCAUAAUUCUUACAGUAACAUACAUACAGAUCCACCAAAGGCAUUACCAUCGCUGGCUACUGCUCCUGGCUCAAAAUGCUGUUUACUCUAGGACUUCUCCUCCUUCUCACCCCAUUUCCCUCCUUUCAAUCCCCGACCAAUGAGAGGAGAGACUCGCCAGGAAGCGACAUGACCAAACCCAAUGCCGUUUUCACCCCGUCAAAACCAAAAACCACUGUUGCUCUCGCCAAACAGACCGCUCGCCCAACCCUAAAGCCAAACACAGUCAAUCAGACGGUUUUAUCCACUCCAGCAACAGCCAAAAACAAGCCCGCCCCAGCAGUAAUUCAAACCAAUGCUGCAGCCGCCAGUGGCACCAUCACCAACAAAGACAAGCACACAGCCUCAUCUGAUCAAACUGUUUUAGCUAGAUCCCCUUUGACCAAAGACAAGCCUGCCCUCACAGGAACUCAGUCAGCAUCCACAAAGUCUGCUUCAGCAAGUGGUGCCAAAACCACCAAAGACAAACUCCAACCUGCAGCCAAUCAGACAGUCUCAAUUAAAUCUCCUUCAACCAGACCCAAAGACAAGCCUGCAGUUCAAAAUGUUCAGACAACAUCCUUAAAGUCUGCCCCUGUCAGUGGCACUAAAACCACCAAAAACAAGCCCACAGCCUCUGUCAAUCAGACUGUUGUAUCUAAAUCUCCCUCCACCGCUGAUUUGAAGAACUCCAAAGGCAACCAGACCACCAUUAGCAAAGAUAAGCCCGCCCCAACGCAACCACUCAAGGUGGUCAUCAGCGACGGCUGCGACUCGAGCAACACUAAGGAGCAGGAGCUGAAGCUGAAGCCUGGCGCUCCUCUGGUGAUGACGCACAAGAUCAGCUUGUUGCCCGGUGGCUGCGCGGGGGGAUGUGAGUCUGAGAUGACGGCGCUGAAAGAACGCGUGGCCCGACUGGAGAGAGAGAUGACCUCCUUAAAGGACAAAUGUCCAUGUUCUGCAAGCUGUCCAAAUGAAUGUAGUGGCAACGGGGAAUGUCAGAAGGGGAAAUGUGUGUGCCAACAGGGAUUCAUGGGUCCAGACUGCAGUAAGUGUGCACAAGGAGCUGAGUGUCAUAAAAAAGCUGCCAAAGGAAAGGUCAAGUUAACAGUUGAAACAGUGACACUGCAGGUGAACAAAGACAAGGAAAUCAUGCAGGAGAAAACCACCAAAGCAGAGCACACACUCUUCCAGAAGAAGGAGCAAACAAAGGGGUCUGAAGCCAAAGAGGCAGACAUUAAAUCCAAAGUGGUCACCAAUGCUAAAGCCGGUCUUGCUAAAACUCAAUCAAAACAAGAAUCUUCUGUUAAAAAAACAACUACUAAAGACUCUUCAAGUGCCACAAAGGCCAGUCGCCCAACUGUUGCUCAGGUUCUGUUGAAACACGAUGGAAGAAAGCAGGAAGAGGCACGCAACGGAAAAACAAUGGUACUGACCUCUAAAAAGGUUGUCCAAAAAACCGACCUCAAGCUGGUGAAGGAGGGAACUGCCGGUAAAACAUAUCCUAAAUCUGACCACCUUAAAGACCAACCUCACACCAAUGUAACACAGAGUAACGUAAAGAACGGCACGGCUAAGAUUGUGACCGUUCUGACCAAGGUCAUGGGAACAAACAAAACCAGAGCAGGGAAGGAGAGCUUGGAGCAGUCCACCCUGGCUGAGAAGAAUGGUACUCAAUCAUCUGGACACAAGAGAGUCAAGAAGGUCAAAGCAGAGACUACAACCGUGCAAUCUGUUGACAACAGAAUCACUGAAGCUGGCAACACUGGAAGAGAGAAAGUUACACAGAAGAGUCAGUAUUUAGUGAACACAACUUUUGCAGGAACUUCAGGUGAGGCUCGAGUUCUGCAGGACAAAACAACCACCCAUGGCUCUAUGAGUGCAAAGAAGACGGGAGGAUCAGGGUUAGGUUCUGUAAAGGUUGUAAACAUCUCCUCCUACAGCUUCACUGUCACAUGGUCAUCACCACAAGGGAUGUUCAAGAACUUCACCGUGAUCAGAAGAGAGCCAAAGGCAGAGGGUGAUGAUGACGACCACGAGGAGUUUGAAGAGGAAGCUCUAGAAGGAGACAAGACCUCCACAGCAAAGAACGUAACUGAAGUCCAGGUACAGAGUGAGAGCACCAACACAUCUGCUGCUGCUGGCAAAGCUGGAUCUAAAAGCAAAGCUGAAACCAAGAGGAUCUCCAUGGUGGUCCCUGGAAGUGUACGUUCUGUGGAGUUCAGUAACCUUCGGGCAAACACUGGCUACCUCCUGCAUGUAUAUGGCUCUGCAGCUGACAGAAGAUCGAAGAUCCACAGAGUGACGGCAGUUACAGGUCCUGAGCCAGCCACGGAGAUGGUUUUCAGCAAUGUAACAGAGUCUUCUCUCACCGUUUCCUGGUCCAAACCAAAGACAACAUUCUCUGGCUUCAGGGUCACGUACACCAACAUUGUUACAGGGGAGAACCGCUUUGUGACUGUGGACUGGCAGCAAUCUCAUGUGGUUCUGUCCAAGUUGUCAGCUGGAUCCUCCUACAUCAUCAGUGUGACUGCUACACAGGGCAGGGCCCAGAGCGACGCCCUCACAUCCCUUAUCACCACAGUGCCCGCCCCUCCAACACACCUGCAAGUUGUCAAUGUGACAGAUACCAGAGCUGUGCUGCAAUGGACUCCCAGUCUGGGGAAAGUUGACCGCUUCAUCAUCAGCUAUGAGUCCUCAAAGACUCCUAAUGUGACAGUGACAGUGAUGCUGUCUGGGAACUCAGUGGAGCACCAGCUGAGAGGCCUGCAGAGAGGCACCUUGUACACUGUUAAAGUGCUGAGUCAGAAGGACAGUCUCCAGAGUAUGGCCAUCUCAACUACAUUUACCACAGCUAAUGUCGUUAAAGCCGACGAGGUGGGUGCUCGCUCUGCAGUGAUAGCAUGGAGAUCUUCAACUGUUGUUUAUCACAGCUACAGACUGAUCUACCAGGUGGCAGGAGAGGAGACGAAGGAGGUGAUCCUGGAUGGCUCCGUCUCAGAGUAUAAGCUGACGGACCUGUUCCCAAUGUCACGUUACAUUGUUCUGGUACAAGGCGAGAGAGAUGGACGCUACACAUCUGUUAUCACCACGGAAUUCAUCACAGGCAAACUGCGCUUCCCCUUCCCUACUGAGUGCUCUCAGGAGCUGCUGAAUGGAGCUCUGCAGUCAGGAGAGGUGGACAUCUACCCGCAAGGGAAAGAGGGACGAGCAGUCAGAGUCUACUGUGACAUGGAGACCGAUGGCGGCGGCUGGACAGUGUUCCAGAGGAGGAUGAACGGAAAGACGGAUUUCCACAGAACAUGGAGUGAAUACAGCGUUGGCUUUGGAAACCUCAGCGAGGAGUUCUGGCUCGGAAAUGAGCUUCUCCACAACCUGACCAGCGUUGGCCCUGUGAGUCUGAGAGUGGAUAUGCAAGCUGGAAAUGAAACUGCUUACGCCCACUACGCCAACUUCUCCAUUGACGCAGCGGAGAGUCACUACACUCUCACAGUGUCUGGUUACACUGGAACUGCAGGUGACUCUAUGAGGUACCACAAUGGCCGUCCAUUCUCAGCCAAGGACAAGGACCCUGACCCUCUGGGGAUCCACUGUGCCCGGGCCUACAUGGGAGGCUGGUGGUACAAGAACUGCUACAAGACCAACCUCAAUGGUCUUUAUGGCAUCAACAGUAAUAAUCAGGGAAUUGUCUGGAUAGACUGGAAAGGAAAAGACGCCUCCAUUCCCUUCACUGAGAUGAAGUUCAGACCGUCCAGGUUCUCUCCUGCAACUCAUGGUUAAAUAUGCAUCGGUCCUCACGGGGUUCUCCAACCUGAAAAGCCCUACAUCUGACAGAGAAUCACAGCAGAAAUCCACGAGACGGUGGAUCUCACAGCUGCUGCAUGUCACUAUACAGUGGUUUUGAUAGCAGUAAUCACUGCUAUCAGUGCAUUUGAUUUCAUGUGCAAGAUUUUAUACAUGUUUUGUUUUCUGGAAAUAUACCAAAGGAGUGGAGUAAUGUUUUAUUGCAUCUUUUUUUUUUUUUUUUUUUUUUUUUUUGUAUAAUGUUCUGCCUGACCCGUCCAUUUCAACACGGUUUAUGUUUUGACUCACACACCUUCCUGUGCACCACCAUGGUAUGCCACCCCACUACUACUGUAAUUAAAUAUGCACUGUCUCACUCCAUUGGAAUAAAUGUGGCUGAUGUGGGUCUGAAGUGUCAUUUUUUGCGUGUGCUUGUUUUGUACACAUGAAUUAAA